Messenger RNA from Betta splendens (Siamese fighting fish), 1627 nucleotides. RefSeq names its product rhomboid domain containing 2 (gene rhbdd2). The record is from RefSeq and is a predicted model, not a curated record. Lineage: Eukaryota; Metazoa; Chordata; Actinopteri; Anabantiformes; Osphronemidae. Gene Ontology annotation, molecular function: serine-type endopeptidase activity. The transcript has a single exon. The coding region runs from base 432 to 1400 and encodes 322 amino acids. Gene Ontology annotation, cellular component: membrane.
UUAUAUUAUUAUGUUAUAUCACAGUCAUCAAUAUGUUUACUGUUAUUUAAUUUACCAUUGCUAGUUAGUUGUUAGUAGAUAGCUAAGCUGUGUACAUACUUCCCAGCUUUUAAUUAAUGUUUUCAAUGAGCUAAACAGUUUAUUUGUAUUAAGAAUUUGUACCCGAACGUUAGUGUUUUAUUUUGAAAAUCUUGAGGGGAAGUUCCUUGUAAUGACCAUGCUUGCUGAGAUUUCGCGUUUAUUUUGAACAACAGUUUGACGAUCUUAAAAUACUUCAUCUGUGCCGUUUUAGAGUUUUUGUCCCAAUAUAUUAAAAAGUAGCUCAGCAUCUCAAUGAGUUGAAUUAGACGAUUUAUCGGUUUGAUGCGAGGGUACUUCCUGGUCAGUGUCUGGGUGUUUUUUGCGUUGGAUUAUUGAAGCUAUUUGGCGAAAUGACGCGACCCGAUUACUUUAAAGUGCUCUUGCAGGUUUACAGAGAGGUCGCCCCUGUCGUCACCUGCGGCAUUCUCACAGUGCUCUUUUGCUCGUGCGUGUUGUUUGGCAUCCAAACGUACUUCAGUUUAACCCCGGGCGUCUUCAGCGUCGGUGCCACCGUGUUCCAGCGUGGACACCUCCACAGGCUCCUUCUGUUCCCCUUCUACCACCGAACCUUUGCGCAGCUGCUCCUGAACGCCACGGCGCUGGUGUUUCUCAGUGGCAGUUUGGAAAAGGGCGUCGGCACGGUCCGUUUUUUGCUCUUGGUCCUCCUGAUGUCGAUCACCACUGGCCUGUGGUACAGCUUCCUGGACCUGCUGCAGGGUGACGGCAGUCCCAGACACGUCGAGGGUUUGGUUCCCGUGGCCCUGGCGAGUGUGGCGUUAACUACCAUGCACACGAAGAUGACUAAAGCGUUCCUGUGUGGACUCAGCUUCCCCACCAUGGCUCUGCCCUGGGUGUUCCUCAUAAUCACCACUGCCAUCACUCCUCACAGCGUGCUCCCCUGUAACAUCAUCAGCAUCCUCAUUGGAUGGAUGUAUGGGAAGGGAUGGUUCGGCCGUGUGGACAUCUCUGAAGCCAGGGCUGGAGUUUUAGAGAAGACGAUGCCCUUUAGGAUUUUAAGGAGGAUCAGUGGUUCUAGGUUUGUCCCUGCUUCCACGGAGGAGAGGAGGACGACGCUACUUCCACAAAUCAAUCCGACACCUGGGUCCUACCCAGUCCAGGCGUAUGCUCCGUUGUCCAGCAUUAACACUGCACCCACUGCAGCAAUGGUGUAUGAAGGCUGGCCAAAUUCAACCAGUGCUCUGUCUGGUCCCACACCACCUCUCUACCCUCACGGACAUGGGCCAGGACAUAGUUUUGGGCAGAGCCAUGACCAUAUCUGUAACCACAGCCACCAUACUCACAGUCAUGGUGCACUUUAAGCCCUUGCUUUACAAAACAGAUUUUUAUUACUUUAGUUCUGCAUGUUUUUCCACCACAUCUGCAGUAGCAUGUUUUCUCAUUGACUUGUGUGAAACAUAUUGUCAAAUACACUGGUAACGAAUUUUGGGCUUGUGUAUAACCAAGUGCUUUUACUCUGAAUGUUUACAUGUUACAAGUGACUUUUGUAUAUUUCAAUUGUAUACCCUAUAUUUUAUAUAUAAUUUGU